AUGCACGCCAAAUACAUCUCUGUCCUGGCCCUCUCUUCCGUGGCCCUGGCAGCCAAGCCAGCCAACCUCCCAAGACAGGACGUUCCUUCACUCGACGACUGGAUUUCGGAGCAGGGCGGCUCCGACAUCCCCACCACGACUUUCGGCUCUGGUUCAUUUUCCACCUCCGGCUCUGACUCCAGCUCCGACUCUAGUUCCGACUCCAGCUCCGACUUCAGCUCUGACUCUAGCUCCAGCUCCAGCUCCAGUUCCGACGACGAAGUUGACUUCGCCGGCAUCGACCUCCCCAGUUCCGUUGUCUCCGAAAUCCAGGACCUCCCGUCGUCAAUUAGGGAGAAACUCACCGACCCUUCUGAAGUCUCGUCGGCAUACCAGGACGCUUUGGACGGCCACCCCCCAGCAUGGGCCGCCGAACUUCCUGAUGGCCUAAAGGACUAUAUCGCUUCGGCCUGGGGUGUUGAGCUCCCGGAGUCGACUGGCUCAUCCGACAGCAGCAGCAGCAGCGAUGACGAUGACUCCUCGUCUUCCUCUUCGUCCUCUGGUCCUAGUGAGACCAACUCGUCCAGUGACGAGGAUAGCAGCAACUCCUCUGACGACUCGUCCAGCGACGACUCGUCCGACAACAGCGGUGGUGGUGAAGACGGCGCCGCCGGCAUGCUGAACCCAUCUGUCCUCGCUAGUGUCGUUGGUGCUGUUGGUGUCUUGACUAUUGCUGUUGCUCUGUGA
This is a messenger RNA of Aspergillus versicolor CBS 583.65, 726 nucleotides long. RefSeq lists its product as uncharacterized. The transcript has 2 exons. Lineage: Eukaryota; Fungi; Ascomycota; Eurotiomycetes; Eurotiales; Aspergillaceae. The coding region runs from base 1 to 726 and encodes 241 amino acids. The record is from RefSeq and is a predicted model, not a curated record.